AUGCUGGCAAGCGCUUACGCGGAGGCCAUUGCAAAGGAGCAGAAGCGCACGUCGAUUUUGGACGCGGUGGUGGACGAGUCGCAUCUGAAACGGUACGAGACGCUGUACUCGCUCGAGGGGCUGGACGCGAUCGAGCAGCAAGACGCCUACAUCAGAAGGAAGUUUUUCAAAAGCACGGCCACUGGGACCAACGAAUACGGGGCCGACGUGACGGACAGCGCGCAGCACAUUUACUGGGAUACGAUGAACAAGAAAAAGAGAAAAGUCCGUGCGGCGUUGCUGGCCGGAGGUGGUGAGGAGGAGGGCGACGAUGAGGAGGAAGAACGGGAAGAAGGGGAAGAAGAGGAAGAAGGGGAAGAAGAAGAAGAAGAAGGGGAAGAUGAGGGGGAAGCGGGUAAUGAGUUUGGUGACGAGGAGGAAGGAGAGGAAGGAAUGGUGGAUUAUCAAUAG
Molecule: messenger RNA, 450 nt
Organism: Dermacentor andersoni
Lineage: Eukaryota; Metazoa; Arthropoda; Arachnida; Ixodida; Ixodidae
Source: RefSeq, a predicted model, not a curated record